AUGACGGCACGUCUCUUUUAAAAAGCCAUGCCUGCUCUGCCGGGACUGACUCCACUUCUCAUCCUCAAGGCUCCGCGCGCAUUUCAAGAACCCAUGCUCUCCUCGAGCAUCCUCAAGUUUCCUUGGGCGGAAUACUUAGCCCCCUGGGACAGCGGAGAGUAAGUACCACGGGGCUCGGUGGGAAGGCGGGGGUCGAACCCACAGCCCUGCCCCGGCACGAGGCGGCCGGAUGCGUCCCGCUCCCCACCCCCGCUCCCCCUUCUCUCGCAGCCUCCCUGCUUUCCUCCGCGCACACUGAGCCCGACAGCUGUUCAGUCAGGAGGGAAGCAGCUCUGGGGCUCGGAGGGGCUGCUACUGAGGGGAGCCAGGCAGCCCCCCAGCGCCUCGCCUCGCCUGCCCUCCGAGGCCACCUCAGCCCGCUCGACUACCGCGAAACCCGCACGGCGAGGUGACGGGACGUGUCAGGAGACUGCGCAGCGCUGCCGGCACCAACCUAGCACAUAGUCCAGAGAGGGGACCCCGCUGGAAAGCAGCAGCUGCCCGUGCCGGACCGAGGGCCGGGUGCCCGGCAGAACGGCCAAGCGGCCGCCUCCUCCUCCUCCAUCCGGCCCUUUCCUUUGGAAACUCGUCGUUGCCCUGGCACUCUGCUGCUGUUGGGCCGGCCCGCCGGUCGCCAAGGCCGCCAUCUUAGCUUCUGCGCCGUUGACAGGGAAGAGGCGACCGGCGCGGAGGAGGAGCGGCGGGGCGGGUGGAGGGGGGGACGGACGCGCGGCGAGCCAAUGGGGAGGCCGGUUGUUGGCAGGCGCAGUGGCGUCGGCUGGGGGUAGGCGAGGAGGGCUCUCGGUCCCCGCGGCUUCUGGCCCAGGCAGGUGAGUCAAGGGCAGGAAGAGGCAGCUCGCGAGCCUGUCCGCAAGAGGUGUUGUUCGUAACGCUCCGUGAAGGAGGGGAGUGCCAGUCGGGCCUUUCUAGGCAACGGGGACGCUUCUGAGGAAGCUAUUUUUAAAAAAUAAAUAAAUAAAUUUGGAAACGAGAUACAGUAUACUGUACGUCCCUCUUCCUGUUUAGGUGCAGGAAGUGGUGUGACCCUGGGGGAGUGGGGAAAAAUAUUUGCUACUACCUGUGACGAGCGGGCCGGAGCCCUCCUCACCUCAUUCCACCCACCUGGCUCGUUAUGAGAACUUAACUUUCUAAAGUGUUGGUGUUCUGUGCACACUUACACGAAAGUAACGCCCUCCCCUCCUCCAAGGCACCUUGGGGUUGACUGGAGAGUAAGCAUGCAUUGGAUCGUGCCGCAGUGAAGUCGUUUAUUCGAAUUGUUUUCCGUGUGUGUUAGCUUACCAGCUAAUGCUGGUGAGGCCAAUUGGGAAGGUGAGUGGUUGGUGCCUGGCACAGUUAAGACUGUAAUUCGGUGCAAGAGGUUUCUGAGGAUUUCAUUGUACAUGACUCAGAAGGUUCUGGCUACACGGCGGAAAAGCCAGGUUAGCUCUCCAGGAUUAAUGCAGAGUAGCACUCUUAAUCACUUGCUUGACCUUGGCUGUGGAGACCCAUUGGAACUUGUACAUGGAUACCAAUUUAAAUCGCUUUAUAUGGCAGUGAAAUUUUGUGUAUACCUUUCUGUUGUGCAUAUUAGGUUCCCACUUCAUAUUUACCCCGCUGCAGGCCAUGGAGAUGGAAGGGUAGCAAAGGGUGGGAUCCUGGUUCACAGGGUGGGUCAGUAGACCGUUACAAUUUGCCUUGCAGAGCAAUUUGAAGCAUCCUCCAUUUGCAUUUUAACAUAUGCAUUGCCUCUGAACUCUUGAACCUGGACUUGCCUUCAGCUAUAUAUAUCUUCUGUUGAGAUCAGUGCACUAGUGAAAGUGCACAGGGACGGACAAGUAUAGAGCGCUGGCAAAAUGUUGAAAAAUGUUUCAUCCACAGAUGUGACUACUUCAGAAGAUUAUUGGGUCUUUUCUCCCAUCACCAGAUUCUUUAAGAAUACUUGUGUUAAUGUCAUAUCUGGACCCAAAGAUUGGUUUGUUUUUUAUUCUAUCUAGGCCAGUAAGAACUUUUGUCUCUUGCCAUCACUAUUUUCCUCAGUUUCCCUUCCUGAGAACAUUACUUCAGGCACAGGGGUCUGCCCAACAUCUUCCACACUGAAGUCAAUGCAAAGAAUCCCUUCAGUUUCAGUCUCCUUUUUCUCUUUUAGUAUGCCCUUAAUGUUUCAAUAACACACUGUGCAAAUUUUUGCAUCCUUCAGUAUCUGCUUUCAUUUCUUUUGCCACAGUUCAGGUUCCUUUUUAUUCUCAUUUGGAAAAGACUUCUGUUUCCUGACAUGAGCCUUAUUGUCUCUAAUAUCUCCCGUGACACUGCUCAUUAACCAUGCUGGCAUCCUCUUGGCUUUGGUGAGACCUUUCCUGAUCUGUGGUGUACAUUCUAUCUGAGUUAUAAAUAAUUUUUAAAAACCGUAAGCAUCUAUCUGCUAAUGGGUAUGGGCCAAUACAUUCCAAAGUCAGGUUGCAACUAGAUGCAAGCAAGGUCAUUUUAGGGGGUGAAACUUUUUUUUUGUAAAUUUCUUUAGUGAGGGCCUUAAAAAUAUGUUAUUGGGUGUGAGUUAAAAUCUGCUAUUAGUUUUUGAAUGGACAAGAUUUAGCUUGGUAAGUCUGCAUUUAAUGAAGAAGCACAUAAACUUCUUUUGGAAUUUUAGUUUUACCUUCUGAAAAUAUCAGAUAAUGCUAAAUGAUAAUGAUAAUAAUAUUAUAUUAAAGAUAACUGCAAGUACUUGGUAACCAUUUUUUAACAAUUUCUAUGCAAUUUUACGCACAUUUUACUUACCAAGCAAAGCGAAAUUAUAUUAAUUUAACCAAAAUAUAUUUUGAACUCCCAAGUCAUGUUACAACUUAUUAGCACCCAUAAUUUUUGAAAUUUGAAAGUUACAAAAUUUAACAUACCCUAAUGCUAUAAGGUACUUUUUAGCACGAUGAGACAUUUUGUUUCUUUUUUCAUAUGGUGUAAAUAUUAAAAUCUGUAUUUGAUUUUAUAAAAUUCUAUGAUUCUUAUUUUCACAAAGCUAUGCUAAUUUGAAUACUUUCAUCAUUGUUUCUCAUACUGAAGGAGAGAAGAAGAUGAUUUAGUGUAGGGGGUAACACCUGCACUGUCGUCAGUUACAUUGCUAUUUUAAAUAAUCUUCUUAGCGGCACCUGUCCUUUAUACACAAAACCCUCUUUUCUCAUCAGUUCUGGAAUGUAAUAGUAUUGGAUUUUGUUGAUUAAAGUUUUAUAGUCACUAAAUCAGAUUAACUGUUGAGUCAUCUGACAAGGAAAGCUACCAGCCAUGAAAGCUCCCUGAAGUGUCUGUGCUGUGAGCUCAAGCUUCUUGAGAUGUUCUUAGGUAUUUCAAUAGAAUGGGUCAGAGACUACAGGUGCAAAGAUGAUGCCUUCAUUUUCUUAAUCCCUUUACAAACAAAGAGGGGAUAAGCUUGAGAAAUCUAGUACCUUCAGUCCAGAAGCCAACAUUUUGAAAACACAUUGCACCCAGCAAGUUCCAUAACAUGCCACCCAGUCAGAGGCAUUUUGGAAUUUCUUCCCCAAAUGCCUAUGUGAUGCCACUUCUCUUCAAGCAUCUCUACAAAAUCCACCUUUUCUGUUAAGGCUUUGAUGUAACCACUACUUCUCAUGCCUUACUGUAACUGGGCCUGUAACUAACUCUAAGCAUCUUUAAUGGAAACAACUGCCUGUUGCCUUCCCUUCUUGUGUUGUUUCUUGUGUGCAAGCUUCUUGGGGCAGGAACCUGUCCUCUAAAGUGCCAUACAGACAGCUGCUGCUAAAAGAAUAAAAAACCCACCAUGUUCAGUGGAGCUUACUCCCAAGUCAUUGUGCACAUUAUUAGAGGCUGAAAAGUUGUUUCUUAGCUCUUGGAUCCUGACCAUGGUGGUAUUCUGUGGUGCUUCAAACCUGUUGUAUUGUUUUCUUUGUUGCAUGGAUAUAACCCAUCCAAAUUGCAAGCUUGCUCAUGUAGUGAAGUGUUAAGGCUGAAGUUUUGUUUUUUUAAGUCAUAUAAUUUCAUGAAAAAUACAUGGAUUUAUAUAUAUUUUAUAAGUGCCAACUUAAUUAUAGUGGCUGCAUUCCAGAAAGACAGACUGGUGUGUACAAGUAGUGCUAGUCCACAAUUUGCUAUGGAAAAUCAAAGUUCCCUGGGCAAACUUGAUGUCUUCCAUCUCAUUGCUGGGGCUAUGGAUUGCGGCCAUAUUGUACAAACAAUAGAUGGUAUUGUGGAGAUGGGUCUUUCUGGGAACCAUCCCAAGGAAAAACAGAGAGCAUAGAUUAAAAUAAUUAUUGCUGACUUUUAAAAGCUUCCUGAAUAUUAAAAAGGAACACAAAAAAGAAAUGCAUACUAUUAUUUCCAAGGUUUCAAUAAUAUAAUAUAAAUGGUGUAAUCCUAGCUUGGUGCAAAUUAGCUGAAUAUUUAACACGAGGAAUUUAACAUGAGGAAAAUUAGGAAUUUUGGUGCUGGAAAAUUAUUUUCUCAUAAUGAACUAUAUCUUUGUAUGCUAUAGAAUAGAUUGGAUCAAUUCUCGCCUAAGAAAACUUACUUUCUGAUAAACUGCAGAUAAUCUAGUAGCAUCUCAAUGUCUUAACAAUUUAGGCUGCAGUCAUAUAUAGUAUGAGUAAGUAAGUCUCCAUGAAUUCAGUAGGGCUUACUUCUGAGUAGACAUGUACAGAAUUGCACUGUUAGUAUAGCAUGAGCUCUUGUGGGUUAUAUUAGAUGCAUAUGAUUUUCCCGUGUGUUCGGCUCUACCCUUUUUUAUUCCCUCCCAUAUUUUUCAGUUUUUCUCCAGGCUGAAAUGAGCACAGAAAGUGGGCAUUAUAAUUGUUUUACAUUUUUAUGACUUCCAAGAAUCAAACAAAGACAUGUCUCAAGUUGCCAGGUUGUGAAACAGCAUGUACUACUACCAGUACUACUAUUACUGCAAGUGCUUUAGAAGCUUAUUAUCAAGCCUUUUAUUUUAACAUCAGUUGUUACCACGAACACAUGUAAGGUGCACGUUCAUAUGCAUGUGUGUACGGGCACACAAGGAAAUCAGGUGACACUGUGAAGCAGAUCACUAUGAGAUACCAUUCAUGCUUUAUAUUUUCCCCCUCCUUUGGAUGUCUGAACUGACUUUCACUCCCAUAUUAGUGAUAGAUAAUUAAGAGUUGGAGAGCAUGAAUUGCCUGGGGCCACACCAAGAGUCCAUGGCAAAGAUGAGAGUCUCUGAUCUGACAUCAGGUCUCUAGAACUUUUCCCACUGAUACACAUAGUUUCUGUUUCUCUAGCAUCAAAGGACUAUUCAUUAUUGUAACUUCUCAUGGGGUGGGGUAUGUAUGAGUCUCAUAGGUAGCUUUCUGGUAAGAAGAGCUGUACUGAAAAAGCUAUCCACAGAACUGACUUCCCUUUUUCUACAUCAAGAAGUUGGUAGUACUUUAAUGCUAGAAGGCUGACAUAUCCGCUUAGUGGUCUUAUUUACAGUUAAAUGGUAUGAAAUUUUAGUUAAUGAAUUAAAUAAAUAAAUAAAUAAAUAGAAGAGAUGGGAGGGAGAAAGACAUCUAAGGGAGCAAUUUCUUUUGCUCCAAGAAAUUAUAUUUGCUCCAAGAAAUGGUACCAUUUCUUUACCAAGAAAUGGUAAAGUUUACAGCUUAUGUCCUACUUUAAAUUGGAAUGAUGUUCUGUGAGGAAAGUAAAAUGUCAUUUGCAGAAGCUUUGGGUGGUGUUCAACUGUGUUUUACUCAGAGUAGACCCAUUGAAAAUCUUAUGGAUCUACUCUAAGUAAAACAUGGUUGACUACCACCCAUUGAUUUUUACUGUUUAAGGAAAUACUGUGAAUGGAAUCAAUCUGUGUACCAGUUUCAGCAGUGAAAUGUUAAGGUAGCGCUAUGAGUGCCCCAGGCUGCUAUGCUCUUCCGCAGCAGAUAUUACGCAUUGGGGACAUAGUGAGAGUGUUGCUUCCCACAUGUUUCUGGCUUCUGCUGGUUUGCUGACUUUGUCCACUCCUGAACAGGGAUAGUCAGAUGUCAGUUAUUCAUGCUCUAGCGACUACAUGAUUGGUCUACUGCAAUGCACUCUGUGUAGAAGUAUCUGUGAAAAUGAUCCAGAAGCUGAAGCUGGAACAGAACACAGCUGCAAUGUUAUUAAGUGGGGCAGAAAAAUGGGAUUAUAUAGCUGCUCUGGUGACCUGUUAAUCACCAGAACCAACUCAUUGUGUUGACACUAGUAUAUAAAACCUUAAAUGGCUUAGGACCCAAGGACUAAAAGGAACACCCCUCCCAAUAUCUGCCAACCUGAGCUGUGAUUCUUCAGGGAAGUCCUUUCUUUGAGUCCCAUCUAUAGGCAUAGCAUGUUGUACAGGAAUAUGGGUAAAAGCAUUCUGUGUUGUGGUCUUCUGGCUGUGGUACUCUCUCCUGAUGGAGAUGCGGUUGGCACCCUCAUUAGCAGUCUUCUGAUAUCAAGUAAAGACAUAGGCAUACCUUUUGGUUGGACUGUUGAGAGUUAGUAUCCCAAUAGUUUGCUCCUCUUUUGAACUGAUUAUGAUUGUAAUGUGUUUUUAUGUGAUUUUUUUAAAAAAUCACAUAAUGUUUUAUAUUUUUAUUUGACUGUUUCAACUCAGGGAGGAAAAAAUACUGCUGGUUACUCAGUAGCAACAUCUUUUCAAAUAUGGGCAAGUCUUGUAUAAGUUUCCCCCCCCAUAAGGGAUUCUUUGCUUCUGACGAGCAAUACCAAUUUCAGUUUGAAUUCCAACAGAAAUAUCUCACAAUAGUAUUUACACGUUUUAAAAGUCUGUACCAGGAGUCUAAAUUAUAGCAUGCUUUAAUCAUCUUCGAUCUGAGAAGAAUAAAAGUGUUAAACAAUGUUAGAAAUAUCUAAGCUGAAGGAAAUUUGCUUUCUGUUAACACAUGUCAGUGAAACCAAAAGACGUUUUCAUUGUCUGAUGAUCACUUAGAUGAAUUUCGACCAAACAAAUUAUCUCUGAGAAGAAUCCCAUAAACAGUCCUCUAAAUAGUUAUUUUUAUGAAUUACAACCAAUACAGUGAUAGUGUUUUCAAGACCUUGAAAAAUUUAAGAUCCCAGGAUGUAAGGCAUUUCUUCCACCGUGUUUGCUUUACUAAUGCUUGAACUAGCAGCUGAAUGUACUGUGUUAUCUGCCAUUAUUCAAUAAGUUCAGUAUCUUUGAAAAAACAGGCUAUAAAAUUUUACUGCAGGACAGCACAGGUCAUUAUGCAUAUGGGUUUUUCCAAGGUUUAUAGAGUUCUUGCUCAGAUAAUAUUUGUCAUUGGUAGGCAGCACUUCUAAUGUGUACUAUGCAUAUUCAAAACAGAAAAAGGUGUACAUAUUUGAAACAGGAAAACAUACACAGAGCAAAUGGAAGAGAUAAUGCAUGACUUGUACUAGUGCAAAGAUUAAGGAAGCACAUGAACUACAUCAAGGGUGUAGUCCUAAUGAUACCUAACUUGGAAAUAAAUUCCAUUAAAAUGAGUAGUGUUUAUUUAUUUAGAAAUACUUAAUAUCCUGGUGUGGGAUUUGCCUAAGCAGCCCCAUUAGUGGAAGCCCUUCACAAGGACUUCCACUUGCACAAUGGAGUCCCCCCCCUUUCCCCCCUCCCCCUGUGUGCCCCAUUACCAUCGCAAUUGGCUGGGGGGGGGGAGGCAUCACAACAACUCACCCCUUCUUAUUCUGCAGUUAUCCCGGGUGCCACAUUCCAUCCUAAAAUUAUGAGGGCUUUGUGGGGGUGGGUGGGAGGGAAGUAGGCUGUAUGCGAAAUCCUUCUAACCUCUGGAUCCAGCAAGUGUUAAAAUAUAACCUAGGCUAGCUUCCUGUAUUGAGGUCAUAGCCUGUUUGAUGGACAAUUAAGGGAAACAAGGGAAAGGAGCUCUAUGUGAGAUAGCAAAUCGGUGAGGCCACUCCCUCAACUCAUAAUUAGAAGGGCAAAGCCUGAGUUUAGAGUGGAGCUGGUGUGAUGUGACCUGGAAGUAAAGUUGUCAACUGGAGAGAGAGUCAGAGAAAUGUUUGAGAACUGUUUGAAUCCAAGGCUGCGGCUAUGGGAGAAUCAAGACCCUUUAAUGCUAUGAACCCCUCCAUUGUAGACUCUGGUUUUAUAUAUGUGUAAAUGAACCAUGUAUCAUAAAGACAUUACAGUCUCCACUGUACCUCAUUCCAAAGGAAACACAAACCCUGGGUAUGCACAUGGAACCCAUGAAAGAUUAGGGCAGGGAGCCACACUAUUUUAGAGGGAUCUUCAUCCCUAAACGUUCAGUGUGUAUGCAUGCCAAGGGCAUAGCUGUCAACCUUCCCUUUUUUUGCGUGAAAUUCCCUUAUUCCAGUGCUCUUUCCCACUGCUUCCCGCUGCUAUCCCAGAUUGUUAGAUAUCCCGUAGACUGUCCCCGGAACAGGUGAGGCUGCUGAUCCCUUAUUUUCAAAUCUGAAAGCUAUGGCCGAGGGUUACAGAGGAACAGGGGAGACAGGAAAGCCCUUUUCAAUGAACUGAACUCAAUUCCAUGAGUUGAAAGUUUGUUAGGAUCCAGGUCACUAUGUUGAGGAUAAGAAAUUAGUGCUCAAAGUUAACUAUAAGUAAACGUUCCUUUGUUUCGGGUAGCUAAUUGCAUCUAUUUGUUAUAGGGAAAGACACGAGGUGGCAUGGUAAACAGGAGACGAAUAUGCAGUUAUACUGAUUACAUGUACCUUGACAUACUUAACAACAAGUUGCAAGGCUGGUUCUAAACAUUUUGCUACCAAUAAAAGGACAAGAGAGGACCUUAUUCCCCAUUCUGUGUACAGAAGCCAAUUGGACUGACAGUGGAUUUUAUAUAAGUAUACCUGAAGGCAGCCAGCUAUUUAUGGGGGUGUUGCGACUGAAGGGCACAGCCAGAAGGCUCAAUGGAAAAACCAGGGGGGGGGCUGCCUUUACUGACCCCCUCUACCUAAUGAUAGGUCUGACCUUGGUUUCCUGGGACUUGGCUUCCCAGAGACUUGAGUUUUGAAGAGGGAUUUGUAGGAAGUAAUUUACUAUCACUUAGCAAUGUUAUUGUUCAAAACAUAGUUCAUAUCUACUUUCAUUUAACCAAUGACACAAAUUGCAUUUGUGGGUCUUGUGUGCAUCUGACUGAAAAUAAGAAACAUCUGUGAAUCCUGUUUCACUUGCUCAUUAACAUUUUGAAGCAAUGGAAGAGGUCAGUAGUUCUUCAGAAUGGCUUUUCCUUAAAUAUGACCACUGUUUUCUUUAUGACCUCUUGAUAUGCCAGGUCUUAGUCUCAGAAACAAAUAUGGCAACAGUCAAACUCUAUUCUGCUACAUAACUCUGAUUAGUUAUUAGAAGGCUAUCAGUACUUCUGUACAAGGAAACAUAAAUUAUAUGAUAUAAAGAUAGUAUGUAGUCAUAUCAACAGGUACUGCUAUAAACGAAAUGGCAUGGCAGAGACUCAAAACUUUUUUUCCUUUUGUAAAAUUUUAAAUAUGCACAUAUAUACACACUUAUAUGACCAUUCAAAGUUAAAGCUGUAUUGUUGCUUUUAAGUUCAGGCCUUCAAUUUUUUAACAUGAUACUGAUGUAGAAAAAGUUGGUUGUACUUGGCUUGUGAAGGGCUUGAUCCAAACCCCAUUAAAUACAAUAGAAAUAUGACCUCUGACUUCACAAAGCGAUGACUGAGGCUUGUUUGUCUUUGCUAUGCCAGGUUUCCCCCUUCUCUUUUACUUAAAAACAUCAUAUUUAAUAAUGUUUGGUGCUGCCUUUUAUUUUAUUUCAUGCAUUUAAAAAGUGGCCUAAAAGAUAAAAGAUUGUUUCCAAAUACAUUCAGUAUAUCAUUUAUGAGUAGAGCAACACAUUAGCAUUGAGUUCACAAUAGAUCAUAUCGCUUUUAUGCCAUCUUACAAGCUUAGCAGCACAAACAGAAUAAUCAACAUAUUAUUUGGCUGUCAUCUGCUGAACAGAAACCAGAGAUCACAAGGUGGUUUUCCCUAGCUGCAGUGAUGGCCUUUUUUGUUCCAGGCCCCCAUCUGGGAGGGCCAUGGUGUGUUAUCAUAUGGAACGCGAGGUUUUCUGUAAUCUGCUUAGUUGCACUGCAGUUUGAAUCUUCAUUCCAUGUUUGAGUAAUUUAUAAUUUUAAUGAGACCAUGGCUCUUGUGGGCUUUGAAAUAUAUUAAAAGCUCUUUUGUGCAUAUGCUUUUGUUCUUGCUUAAUAGGCUCAGUGUAUUUAAACCUGAUGAUUUUUUAUUCAUGGAUUUAGAUGUCUGGGGAUUAACUUAGACUGAAUAUCAUUGCACUCAUCUAUUCAUGUUUAGAAACUGUGUAUUUGUAUUGCUUAUCCAAAAAUAGAGGAAAAUAUAGCCAUGUGAUUAAAUAUUGAUUUCUCUUAUUUGUCACAUAAAUGCAACAGCCUCAAAUGAGUAUUAAUGGAGUGUUAAUUAUCUAAUGUGGUUCCAUACACUAUUACUCUGGUCAUAUGCAUCCCAGUUUUUGUCUAAGUAGCUAGGUCCAUAGAAAGCAAUGGGGCUUUCUUCCAAAAGUGUAUACAUAGACAUGGGUGUAAGAUAUUUAAAGAUGGUUGGAAAAAUAUGUGUUGACAAUUUAUGUAGAAAAAUUAUGUAGUGUCAUAAGAUGUAUACAAAAUAUAAUAGUUUGGGCAAAUUCUCUGCCUAUUAUUUACAACUUUCAAUAAUUUCUACCCAUCCUUCAUACGGGCAGUACAUAUAAUAUCGGUGUCCUAUUGACUUAAAUGGCAAUAAACUCUACACAUCUAACAAGCAUACAGGUGCAGAGAUGAUCCUGACAUUUAAGCCAUUGGGGAAGCCCUCAUCCUCAUGCAGAAACUUUCUGUGUGAAUUGGAUCUCCUGGGCGCAAAGCAUACCCUGGAAUGGGUUGGAUAUCCCUGAUGGGUUCACUUUCCUUUUGAAGUUUUUUUGAAAAUCAGGGCUGGGGGAGGGGAGUGAGUUUUAGGCUAGGAGUGGAUACUGGGUCCUGAAGUUGUAAAAAGACCUUUUCAGCAGAGAUCUUUGUGGCAGCUGCCUACGAGCAGCCAUUCUCCCUCCCUGCAGAAUGUCCCAGAACAAUGCUAUGUCUUGAUGCACUGUGAUUCCAGUGGACGUUGUGGGGGCAGUCCCUGAUGGAAGUGGUUGUUCCCCUGCCAUACCCUUCUAAUGAGGUUACAUCAUCAUGUACCUUCUUUCCACAUUUGAAGGGUGGCAGGUGGAAAGUGGCUGCCACAGUGAGCUUUUGCAGCAGUAAAAAUGGGAGAGGAAAGGACUUAUUAGAACAUAAGUACCCUCCAACUGGUAACUCCCACCACUCAAAAACCUUAGGUACCCCCUCCUCAGAUUCCAAAAGCCCUUAUGAACCUAGUCUCUUACUUUCAAGGCAAAAGCUGAUGACCAAAAACUUUCAGCUCAACACCAAAAGAAAACACGUAUCUGUGUUGACUGCCCCUACGAAAAUGACCCUUGCAUGCAAAAUGACACCAUGUCUAGCACCUGUACUCCAUGCGCUCAGACAACUUUAGGACUACUAAUUUCCAGAGAAGCGGUAAAUAAUUCUCACUUACAUAUUGAUAGCCAUUAGUUACAGAUGUAUGCCAUGAUACCAGCAAUACAGAAGCAGUUUCAUGAAUAAAGAUUUUGGAAAGCGGAUUGAGGAAGAAUUUUGAAACAAACACGUAGAAGGAAAUCCCUUUCUUCAGCAAACUGGUGAAUGGUUCUGAAGGCUACUUAAAUUUCAGACAUCUUCUGUAAGUUACAUUUCAAGGAAGGCUUGACUUUCUGCUUCUUCCAGUACAGUAUGGACAUAUGGCAACUCAGAUGGUUCUUACACGUCUUCAAAUUUUGCUGUGGUGUGGGAUUGCACAACCUUGUUUAAUUAUUUGCAAUCUUGCAAUAUGUAUUUAGCCUGUUUAUGGCUGAUAUCUUACCAUGCAGAACAUGUAUGAAUGUAUCUUUACAUUUCAAGUAUUAAUCUUAAAAUGUGAAACUGGUGACACAGAUGAGAAUAACAUUUGGCCCCUUCCAUUUUGUAUGUGCAUGGAGCUUGUUUUUCUAAUAAUGAGUUAAAAUCAAUAAAGUAUUGACUUCUUUAUUUUUCCAGAAAAAAAGAUGGAUUGAUAUAUCUCAAAAUUCUACAACUCACAUAAAUGUCAAGGUGCAAUAAGCACAUGUAUAUGUACGUUUCAUUGAUUUCAGUUGGAAUUUAUUAAGAAGAAAGUAGUUACAAUCAGGUACCCUAAGUAAGACAGCACAGAAACAAAAAAUGUUCAUAAUCAGUAAGCUUAUUGAUAAAUUUAUGUGUCCACAGCAAACAUGAUUAAUUAACAGGGAGGAUUUCAGUGUAUAUUAAAUUUAAAAAUAUAUUUGGCUUACUUAGUUGUGUAUUUAAUUGGUUUAAAGAAUAUAUAUGAAUGGCAACAACAUUUUAAAAAUUCUUAUCUUACACUAUUUAUUUCAUGAAUUUGAGAAAGCCUUUGGUUUCAGGAAGAGGAUAAUUCUAUCCAUGUUUCCUGCUUUUAUUAUGCACAAUGUCAAUUGUAAUCCAAGAUUACAGCAAACAAGAUGUUAAUUUCCACACACAGUCCAUGUACAUUUCACUUAGAGAGCUCCAUUGUUUCAGAAGCCAACAGCAAAAAAGAAAUAAUGAUUGUGCUAUCCUCACAGGAGCUGUCAAUAAAAGAUGUAAUAGGGGAUUUAGGAAUCUGGAAAUGGCCAACUAAUUUAUGUGAAUCUAUUUUACUUCAUCUAGAAAGGCAAAGCUCUGUUUCGUCUACACUGCAUAUUGCAGAGCACAGGCUCUUUAUAGAAAACCAGGCGGCUGCAUAUGGAUAGUCCCUUGAUAUCAUUCACUUGCUGUGUAAUCUUAUUAUGCAAAGUUCUAAUCUUCACCUAGAAUGAAUGCCUCUGGGUCAGAAUAUAGUCAUAUCGGGGUUUUUAAGGUCAUGUUUUGUGAUCCUUAGCUUAUUCUUCUAAGUAGGACUGAGAUUUAAAGGGUAUUCCCCAGACACUAGCAGAGAUAGACAGCAGAACCUGCUGCCUUUUUGGAAGACAAGACCAACAUGAGGUCCCUGGUAGGAUUAAACUUGAUUUGUAGCUGUAGGAUUUUUUAACAGAUGUAUUAUUGGACAGGGAAUAGGGGCCACCAGCACAGCGAAAUUAGAUCACGAUUGGCAUUCUCGGGGAGUCUGCUGGCUGCUAAAACAGCAGCUGCAUGUGGAUUUGACUUCUUUCAGGUGAAGCGACUUCCAGUCAUUUGGAAAGGAUGGGAUGAAAAGGAACCUUGGUGAUAAUUUUGAUGUCUGCAAGAUUUAGUACCAGCGUAAUGGGAUUAUCGCUAACACCUUCGCUGCAGAAAAAGCCACCUGGCGCUAUAACUGGCAGCAACUGUGAACUAAUCCUUUCCCAUCUCUUGGAUGUCAUUCAUGAAGCUCACAGCGAUUUCUACCCUGCUAGCUGUGAUUAAUUUUAUAAACAAGGGGUGGGGGUGGAAUCGGGUAAUGAAAAAUGCAAAGAUUCUUGUAUUUAUAUUUCAGAUUUGACUUUGGACUGGAUGAAAAGUAUCAGGUAAAAUGUGUAUUUUAUACCACAAAUCUGAAUAAGUGUCUUCCCACAUCAGUUUAUAUUUCUUGAAUGAAGCCUUGACAGUGAGUUAUCACAUAGUACAUAUCAGUGUCAUGAAUUAGCCAUAAGCAAUUAAGGCUGCACUCCAUAAAGGCCCACACUUGAAAAGAAAUCUGCACACACACAAAUUACCAUGUUGCGUAGGCAUGAUCUAGGGAACCACACAAACUGUUUUUUUCAAGGGAGCACAGAGGUGAUAUACCGUACCUUUUGAACUGUUUUGCAGGUUACGCAAUUUUGUGAACUUCUUUCCACAGUGCACCACACAGAUUUUGGCUGAAGGAAUGUUUAUGCCCAUGGUUGUAGGUAUAUGAAAGUUGGUGGUAUGUAGUUCAAAUAGUACUUUUGUUGCAUAGGUGUCUAUACUUGCCGUGUUUACCUACAGACAAGUGUACUGUGUGACAAAUGGUUAAACAUCUUGAAGUAUUACAUUAAUCUCUUUAUAAUUAAGGCAGUACUGUUUAGGAAAUGUGUGAAGAAUAUUUUUUCAGGGAAAUGCCACUAAUAUACGCCUUCUAAUGUAAAUUUACAAGUACUAUAACUGAAGCACAGUGCUUCAUUAUGCUGGAUCACCACUUUGUUCAAAGACCAGAAACUCUUUGUAGUCUCAGGAGCUUCAGUUAAAAGGUCUGUUAAAACAAUACAAAGUUGUGCACCCCAGAAUAUAUAUAUAUAUUCUGCACAGCUGACUUCCAUCUAUUCGUGUGUAUUACAGCUCAUCCCCCAAAAUAGAUUCUAGUGGCCAGAAGCACUUGACUUAACAGUGUAACUAAUCAGCAUGUCCAAGCACGUGUUUGUCGCUGCUGACCCGGAAGUGGCCUGAAAACGGGGCUGGAGGGGCUGGGUGAGUUGGGUUUGGCUCAUGUGUGCUCUGCCAAUGCGCACAGGGGUCAGGAACGGAACCCCUGCACAAAAUGGUCACCACCUGUACUCUCAUGGGUCAGCGUAGGACCUCUAGAUCCUACCUCUGUAUCCAUUUUCCCUUCUCCUUUCGGUACUGUCCCAUUUCACCUGAUAAAUUUUGACAUGACAAUUUCUCUUCAUCUCUCUCUCCCCCUCUUUCCUUCCAUUGCUCAGCACAUUCUUGGAAAGAUAUAGGAAACCUCUCCCUUUUUAUAUUUGGAGGGCUUUGGAAAGUUACCCGACCUCUCCAUUAUGUUGAAACACUCUCUCUUCUGCUAUUAAAAGCAUGGUAUGGUCAAAACCUAACACUUUGUGAAUGGAACAGUGGGCAGUCUGCCUGCUUUGUAUAUUUAGAGCAUACUGUAUGCUUUAAUGACAUCCUUAGGAGGAGGACUCAGUUUCUGUAAUAAGCAUGGUGUAAUAAGCACUAUAACACUCAGACUAAUUUAAUAUCAAAUGAAAUCAUUUCACAAGAAAUGGCCCAUAUAUAUGAGUAGAAAAUUGGACAAAGAGCCCUCAUGAGAUCUGUGCCAGAGCUUUAACUUCAAUAUUUUCCUUGCAUUACACAUGUUCUUGAGUGUUGGUUUCCAAAAGUUUUCAUAUGAAAUAUUUAUUUUAUGUAGUGCUUACCACCUAACAUUCUUAUGUCUAUGUUUUCUCAUGCUCUCCGCAGGUGUCUGGGCCUUUCUUUCUCUUGUUAUAGUCAUCUUGUGUUUGAACUAGACAACCAAGCAAUUUCUUUCAGGCUCAAAUUGCUCUUUAACCGAGGAGGCCAUUCUAGCAAUUAUUGCGGGAGAGACUUUGUUACUGUAGCUCCUGCCAGAUACUUUGUGGUCAUUAAUUCCCACCUGUCCUAUGACACUGAGUGAUCUGCUGACACUCAAUCUUUCUUUUACUACCUACAAAAAAUGUUUUAAACUCACAGCAUUUUGCCCUCUGACAUCAAGGUUUUACCCAUAGUCUUAUAAUUUCCUGGGUUGAUUAAAGUGCAACACUUUUUCUGUGGCUUCUGCGUAAACUAUGAUUGAAAGCAUAAUUAGUUCAGAAUACAGCUGUUCUCGUUUCAAUUUACGUGUGCCCUUUUGCCCAUAUUCCUGGCGCUGCAUACAUCAAAAAGGAAGAUAAUUUCUUUUAAGGUUUUGCCAAUGGUAUACCUUACAUAUCAACUUUGUGAAUAGCGGGUUCGCAAUUCCAGCAUGUUACUGAAAUAGUUUCUCUGUGCCUGUUACUGUUGAAUAGUGCAUUAGUAGCUUAGAGUAAGACUGCUAAAUCCUUGAUAUACUUAGGUACAGUAUUCUAGAGAUUUCAGCCCAUGGAGGAUAACAGCUUGGAAAGCAGACAAGUAUGGAAAACAAUUAAAAACAACAACAGCCAAGAAGUCAGUUUUGACUAAAGAAAAAACAACCACAAUAAAACCACCAUCUCUAUAGGCUUCUGUUUCUCAUUAUAGUUGAAUUUUUGCGUUUACGGUAAAUAUGAAAGUAAUUUUUCUAUCCCAACACUGGAAUUAGCUGCACAAUCAUUUAAAGCUUUUUCUGUCUGUCUUCUAAAAUUUGAAAGAUCUCCACAAGUGGAUAUAGGGAUACUGGAUAGGUAGAGAGCUAAUUAAUGUUUUUCUCUUGACCACUGUGCUUCUGUUAUUGUGUUAAUGUGUUUUGCCUCAGUUGUCAUCUAAUUUCCAUAUAUAAGUUUUAGAAGUUUCUUCUAUAUUCAAUUGAUGCAUUUGACACCCAGAAAUAAGCACUUUGUCUUCUCAUAGGAACUCAUUAAAUGGAAAUAACACAAGAGAAUCUUGAUAAGUCUUAAUGUGACUGUGAGCCAGCAAUGUGAUGAGGCUACAAAGGAGGCAAAAGCUAUUCCAGUGAUAUGUGAGAACUUCCAGUAGGGUUAGGGAAACAUAUUCUAUAAGAAAUGGGUAAUGUCUAUUUCUCUUCAUGUUUCUGGCACAUAUCUAUUAUAUUGCCUAUUAUCCAAAAUAAUAACAGAAGUAGCUUGCCUUGUGGGGUGGAGCUGCAAUGCUAGCUUCCUGGCAGGUGUGUCACUGUCUCUUACCAAGAGGGAAAGAGCGAGGUGUGAUGUGUGGUGCAGGUGAAGUAGUUGGGUAAAACUAAUACUCCUGUUGUUGCACUUGCACUACAGUGAUCUUCCCUUCAACUCGCCCUCUGCUUCCAGGUCAGCAGUUGCAGCACACCUGCCAGAAAGCUAGUGUUGUGAUUCUGUCCCAUCAGAACCACCUUUGUGUUUUGAAUACAGUGGUACCUUGGUUUAAGAACAGCUUAGUUUAUGAACAACUUGGAUUAAGAACGCUGCAAACCUGGAAGCAGGUGUUUUGGUUUGUGAAUUUUGCCUUGGAAGCAGAACAUGUUCCGCUUUUUGUUGAGUGUGUUCCACUUGUAAAUUGAGUCCCCUGCUGCUAUGGGAAAGCACGCCUUGGUUUAAGAAUGCUUUGGUUUAAGAAUGGGCUUCCAGAACGGUUUAAGUUCGUAAGCCAAGGUACCACUGUAUCUAGACUGGGUCUGGCGGAUACCAUAUUGGGAUGGUACCAGAUUGAGUGCACAUUUGACACCCAUCUUUCAUAAUGAAUGAAACUUAAGGAUAUAUGGGGGAACUAAUAUCAUAACAAUUUACAGAUGGAUGAUCAAUGACCAUAUAAUUCUGUAUGAACAAUUAACCCUCUCAUGAAAGGUUUUCACUGAGUAGGUUGGUUUUUUAUAUAUAUUUUCAAGUCAGAUAUAGUGUAACAUGCUAAAUUCAGCCAUCCUUAUAAUGUUUAAGCGUUUGAUUCUUGUAUAACAAAUCUCAACACCCAGAAACUGAUCAGUAAGAUAUAUCAUUUAUUACCCAAACACAAAUAGCCCAGAUCUCUUUCAAGAAGAAAUAUAAUGAUGAUUUUAAUUUUCCAACAAGAGUGGUCAUAUUUAACAACAUUCCUUCAAAUGAUGUUAUUCACUGAUUGCACGUUUAACUGUUUGCUGUCUGUAUAUUGUAAUUUACUGUUUUAUUGUGAAGUAACCCACCAUGGGACUUUUUGUGAAGGAAUGGUAACAAAUAUGCUUCAUAAAGACAUUUAAAGGGUCUAAAAAAAAUACUUACCAAAUCACAUUUUACUCCAUACAGGUUGAAAUUUACCAUACGGAAUUUACUCUGAUAGUUCUGAUUUAUGUUGGAAAUGCUGGGCUCCAAAAGCAGACUACAUACAACAUUGUCUGGACUUGCCUAAACAAACAAUUCUGGAAUGACGUUAUAGCCAAAAUUCAUCAGUUCACAGUCUACCAGUACCAGCUACCAGAAAACUGCAAAGUAAAUCUUUAUUAUCUAAAACUUGAAUUAAAUCAUGUUAAUUAGUUAUUUUAAUCUCUUAUUCUCAUUGUUUGUGUUACUUGUUUUGUAUCAGUGUUUUGUAAUUCUUUAAUUAUGUGAAAUACGUAAUGAAUGAAAUGAGAGAUUAAGAAGAAAGCCUAAGUGGUAGUUUACAUUUGGAAUGUCUUGCUGGAAGGAUAGUUGUGCUUUUAAGCAAUGAGGACAAGUUGCUUCUGUGAUUUUUUUUCAGCUCCACAUAACCCGCAUUAAAAUUCUUCUUGAACUUUUAACCACAUUAAUCUCCCUGAAAAUUAAUUUGAAUCCUGGUUUGUGAAAUGUAGCAUCUUAUGUUAGUAUAUUUUAUAAAUUCUGUUGAAUGCUUGUACUAUGAUGACAAUUCAUAUCUGGUGUAUUUCCGAUCCCUUAAACUAGGACCAGCUGCACAACCAUAAAACUGCUAUGUUGCAAGAUGUCAUUAGAAAGACUCUUCGACUUCUUGGAUAUACUAUUCAGUAUGGGUGCAUAGCACAUUGUGCCUUUGAAUACAUUGGAGGAAUUGUUGUGGUGAGUUAACAAAGGCUAUCAAAUAAACAAUAAAAUUACCACGUCAAUUUUAAGUUUCUUAGCUUUCACACUCCAGCCUUCUGUUUUAAUAAAGAAGUAUUUGAAGUAUACUCAUCUAGACUUUAUAACUUGAACCUUUAAAUAUUUCUUUAAACUGAGCAGGGAGCUCAUGAUUCUGACCCUGGUGGGUUUUCACCACCUAUUAACAACUUUUUUUAUUUCCCCAGGUUUUAGAUUAGUUUUAGCUAUGGAGUUAGGCAGUUGUGCUCACAGAAUUUGUUGACUGGUUUUAUAGAAUUGCUUUUGCCUAGUUAUUUCAUGUACUGUUUACUUGUAGUACCCCACACUAGGAUUGUUUGAAUGAAGAGUUGGCUAAAAAUAAGUAACUAAAAUAAAUGAUGCUCCUGUAUUUAACUUCAGCCCCCGGAAACUAUUGGUACAUGGCUAUUUUCAUAGGUUUAGGGCUGAGUAAGCAAGAGAACUGAGUCUGACCAAACUGCGGGAGACAGUGGAAGACAGAAGUGCCUGGCGUGCUCUGGUCCAUGGGGUCACGAAGAGUCGGACACGACUAAACAACAAACAACAACAAGCAAGAGAAUGUAACUCAGGAAUUAUUCUCUGGCUCAUUAUUUAAUCUGAGCCAUAGAAGAAUGUGUAGGUUUGUAACGCUUGCCUCUUUGAUCUCCCAAAACUAAUACUAAACUUCACUGACAUCUCAGGUGAGAAUUCAGGGCCCAGUGGAACCAGAAUCUAUAGAGAGAGACAUCAAACUUAUAGAAAUCAAGGGGACAGGUUUACACAUGAAAAUCAGCCUGGUGCACUCCAGAUAUUUGGAGUACAACUCACAUCUGUAUGGCCAUCCAGGCUGGGACUUCUAGGAAGCUGUAGUCCAAAUAUCUGAGGGGCACCAGGUUGGUGAAAGCUGAGCUGUUUUAUAUUUACCAGAUUGGCCUAAAGAUGCUGUAAUUUAUUUAUUUAAAAUACUACAUGUGAUAACAUACUUCUCAAAUAGUAAUUGUCCUCUUUAUUUUUGUUUUUAGUGUUCAGGACCUUCAAUGGAGCCUACAAUUCAAAAUUCUGAUAUUGUGUUUUCUGAGAACCUUAGCCUCCAGUUUUAUAACAUUCAGAAGUAUGUUGCUCCAAUUUUCCAUAGUUCUGUUUGUACAGAUACUUGCUUUCUGAUUAUGCUUAUCUUUAUAAUCAUACUGCUGCUUUUAUUGUUAAUUUUGUAAAUAUUUUUCAUAAACUCUUAAGUUACCUAUUUUAAAUUGGGAGAAUAAAUGGGUAUCAUUUUCUGCCUUCUGGAAACUUUCCUGAUUUGGUAUAUUUUUGCAUUAAUUCAGAGACUGAGAAUUCAUUGUGGAUUAUCUUCGCAGGUUUUCUUUAUAGCCCCCCUACUUUAGGAUUGCUUAUUUUUAGCUUAUCUUGCCCUAUAUUGUAAUGGACAACUAGAGUAUAUCUCCAGGAAGCAAAUUCACAGAGCAAUUCUCUCCAGAAAUGCCAUAAAUGCCAUUUAUUAUGUUAUCCAAAUGCUGCUUUAUUAGUAGUUUAUAGAGCUGUGGAUGUGUACACAGUGCUCAACGGUCAUAUAAAGGGCCAGGCCCUAUGCAUUAAUCCAUAUAUUUGCAAUCUAACACUUAAUUGCUGCUGGAUAACAAUUUGAAAAUAGGUUGUGGUGCAAGGGAGUGGGAAAGCAUAUUGUUAGCCAGUUUGCUGAAUGCUUUAGAAAAUGGGAGGCCAGCCUGUGUUAUGGGUGUUGCGUUGUCACAAGGAGCCAUAGUUUGUAGCACUUGAUGCUGGUCACACACAGGAGAGGCUACAGGAUUGGUUAUGUAUGACAUAAUAGGCGGGACAAUGAUUCUCCAACACUGCACUGCUCCCUGAAUCGGUAGAUAGAAGGCAAUACCACCUCAAAGUGUAGGGGCAGGAUGGAGCCUGCACUAGAAUGGCAUUCCCUAAUAAUUCAGACUUGUCAUUUGGCACAGUGUCCCAAACAGUUGGCAGCACCAAUUUGAAAUGUGUCCAUUGUCAACUUCUUUCUGGAUCCUGACAUUUCCUCACAACCUUUUUCCUCAGAGGUGAUAUCAUCAUUGCGAAAAACCCAAGUGACCCCAAAUCUAACAUAUGUAAAAGAGUAAUUGGCUUGGAAGGAGAUAAAGUCUGUACAAGCAGCCCUUCAGAUUUUCUUAAGACCCACAGUUACGUAAGUAGCAUUGCGUAUCAUUCUUUUUGAGGACACUUGUAAAGCACCUUUUUGUUUGCAUGGCUUUAAAUUUAAUUCAGCAUUUCAGGCAGUAAACGUUCAGUUGCAGUGGGUUGUUUCCACUUCAGCACUUGUACAGUGACAUUCGCUGAAAGGGAAUUUCGCAGUCCCUUUUCCCCACUCCAGCCCACCACACACAUUCACACAUUCCUUGAAGUUCCGUGGGACAAGUUAUAAGAAGGCAUCUCUGCUGAAGAACCAAAACAUGUCAAAGUUAAGCAUAUCCACAUUUCCCAAAGACUGACCAGAUAUUUCUGGGUUGAGCCCAAGAUCUAUUCUUAAGCAUGACCCUUUAGGCAGGGAAUGACAGUUGUAAAGUAGUCAACAACUUUUGGAGAUUGACCUAUGUUAGGUCAACUUUUUAGCACCUGAAUUUAUUGUAACCUCAGAAUGAAUGGAGCAAAAAUCCUGUUUGGUAUAUUAUACAUUCCAUAUAUAAAUAAAAUUCUAGUUCAGCGUGGCAAAUAGGUGCCAUUUUUGAGUAGGUGGUAACCAUGGUUUCUAUUUAAAUAGUUUUCAGUUUUGGCUAUAUUAAAAAAUUUACUACAUGAAUUUAUAUAGCAAGUCCUUUCCUGUGGAAUCCAUUUUAAAAAUUCAGAUUGAAUAAGUUUUGCUCUCAUAAUCUACUUUAUCUUGCUUGAUCCCUGGAGUGAAAAGAAUAAUGUCGUGUUUGACAUGACACCCCUUUGUUAUGGAGAUAAACAUGCAAGGCCCUAAGAAAUGGAGGAGUAUCACUAUUAGUCUCAAAUUCAUUACAGGAUUAGACAGGAUAAGAUGUGCAGUGUUAAUGUGGCAGGGUUAACACUGCUAUAUCAUUCAGUCCCUAAAACUCACAAUGUAUACAGGAUUAACACCAAUAUUGUAUUAAUUCUUUUCCUAUUUAAUUUACUGACAAAAAUACAGUGAUUCCAGUGAAUUCAAUUUUAAAGCAUUAUGUGCUCAUGCUUGUUUGUGAAUUCUGAUGAAACAAUUGAGGAAAGACAAAUGGAAACUGAAGCUCCUUUCUGAAAAUGCAAUGAAUAUAAACUUUAUCUCGUUUUGGCUUAGGAAAUAUGUCACCAUGCCAACAUUAUACAGCUGCACGAGCAGCUUUGUGUUAAGAUAGGACUGGGGGAUUUGAAAUAAAGCAUGACUUUAAAUGUUUCUUGCACUUAAAUGGAAUGGAACACCUUGAAAUUUGAAAAUACUAGGAAAGGUGAGGGACCUAGAACAGCUGUGACAUCACAUUUCACCUUGGAACUAAGGCAAAGCCUCACACAUUUUCUGAAGUCUCCAAUGUAUUUUCCAUUGACUAGAAUAAGAACAUCAACAGCCACAUAAAACUUUCAUAUGUUGGCAUGAGCCUACCAAAUUUGACAGAUAAACGCAGGAGGUUUUGUGCAAGAGGGGCUUUUAAAGUUGUUUUUUUUUUAAAAAAGGAUGCCCUCCCUCAACCUGUGUUUUGUGGCCAAUUUGCUGUGUUCUUUGUUGUGUGUUGUUUGACAAUGUAUGCUGUGUAACACAGAGUUAGAGAAGUGCUUGAUAUAAACUAUAUAACCCUAUAUACUUGUAAAGCCCUCAAUGACCCAGUUUAAUGAUUUGUAACAGCAUUCUAAAACAAACUGUGUUUCAGUUAUUCACUUCAAUUAACAUCAGAAUUAGGGUUUCUUUAGAAAAUGUAUUGACAACAAAACUUGGUCCCCCCCCAUAAUUGUAUUAAGUGCAUUUAUCACAGUUCAAAUUUAGAACUAUAUCAAAUAAUGAAUAUUGUAUUGUUGCAUUUGCCUGUGAUUUAAAAAUGUGCCUGUGUUACAUUCUAUUUACCAUAUGUUCAGUUGGUGCUGUUGCUAUUUACAAACUAAAGAGGCAAGCAGGAAAAUUGUAAUAAACUAGGUUAUAUAUCGCAAGGCACUGAUAUGCUCAGCCCUUGUGUCACUUCAGCAGAAGAAGGGUCUAGUAAUGUCACUUAAUACAGAUAGGACCUGUAAAUAAGGAACCUGCUUUUUGCAAGUCGUAGUGAUAAAAAGCUGAGAUACAACUCCAUUUCUCAGCAACACUCUACUGAUAAUCAAUUACCACACACUGCUAAUGCCCUGACAACAGCUGAUGUGGAGAAAAAUGUUUACUUUGUGCUAAAGUGAAGUUCACUGAGGAGAUGACCUGCCCUGUUCAUCCUGUAGCUAUCUCUAAAACUAACACAGGCUGAAGAUUGAGUGUCUUAAUAUCUGCAAAUCUGAGAACAGGUUUUAUUCAGCUCUUUGUUACAUUCGCCAUUGUAGGCUCCUAGGCUUUAAUAUUCAACAUGUACAGUACAGUAGAUAUCUCCUUAUUCAAUAGGAGUUUCUUUGGAAGCAGUAUUCUUAAGAGGUCUGUGAAGAUUCUGAAGUGAGAAACAGGGCUGCUGUUUUGGGCAUGGAGGUAACUGAGGGUGGUUCUUGUCAGGAAAGAUUACUGCAAAAUCAAAAGAAUAAGCAUUAUUUUUUCAUAAGCCAUUUGUUAAUUGUAUGUUUACCUUGUAGAUAUUGAGACAAGGGAGCACCAGUUCUACAGGUCUCCCCUUCAGCCUGCCUAUAACUUUUUACCAGGCAAUUAUUGUUAUUUUAAAAUCAAUUUUCUUUCAAGUCAUACAUUUCCCAAUACAUAAGAAAAUAAGAAGAGCCCUGCUGGAUCAGACUAUACCUAUACCUAUAGGAAGCCCGCAAACAACUCAUUCAAUGCAUGAUUGAGUUACAAAAGUACAAUCCUUUUCGGUAGGAUGGUGGUAUCUCCAUGUAUCAAAAAGGUGAAAUUGCACUGAGUUUUGCUGCAAUAUUUUAAGUUCUUGUUUUUGUAAUCUGUCCUCACAAAAUGGUUCUCCCCCCACUCCAUCCAAUUUGUCUAUCCAAAUUGGCUUGUGUUAUUUGAUUUCUUUUUGGAAAAUGCUUUCUGAUUACAGCUGGCAACAUGUACACCCUAAAAGAAUAGCCUUAUUUCCAAGCAUGCCUAUGCCAAAUUUGAAUGGUUUGGCUUUCUUAUCCAUUCAGGGGUAAUUGAUUGGGUGCUUCUAUAUGGUGGCAAUUCCUUUUCUCUUUCAUUUACAUAGUAAAAGUACUUCACCCAGGUUCAAAGACUCCAAAUAUUUUUCUUUCCCAGAUCAUCUGCAAGUUUUCUGUAACAUUAUUAAUGUCUUUUAUUACGUUGUUGUGCAUACUUCUUUCUCUUAUAAGGGGGUGCUUAGUCCCUUUUUUAUGCUGUUAAUGUUUCCAUUAAAAUCAGAAUCCUCGUUCAUAACUAUGCAGAGCUAAAAAAAACCAAGGUCAGGUGGGGAAUAUGGAAAAGGAAAAGAUUUUUAAAAAUACAAGCAUGAACUUGGUUAUACAAGUUACGAAGGAUUUUGGAGAGCUGGUAAAAAGAAGAUUAAUGGUUGAAUUAGUCAGUAUGGAAGGGAUAAUGUUAGUAGCUUUAUGGUUGGUGUCCCAAAGGCCUAAUCUGUAAAUAAAAUACAAUGACCACAAAAGAGGUUGCCUAUGCAGAGGUAACAAUAAAAGAAUAAGGAGCUGCUUCAGUGGUAUAUACAGACCUAAAGGAUAGCAGUCUUAAAAGGGAGAGGAGAACAAUACAAUAUACUGUUAAGUAAUAAUUAACAACAUUUGCCUUUAGACAGCAGUGAAAAGUUUCUAUAUUGCUUUAAACCUUCCAUGUAUGGGUCCAAAUAACAUCUAGGCAACAGUCAAUUUUACGGACUAUCCCACCUGGACUCUAAGUUCUAGCUGCAAUUUUGAACACAGUGGAUGGAAGAAAACUAGAUAUUCCACUUUUAGGAUUUUGUUAGCUCAGUUGUGCCAACUGAGUUUACUAGCACAUUCAUAUACUUCCUUAAUCAGCUCUUUCUAAUUAAACACAUACUGCGUGAUAAACACCCUCCAAAAUUAUUAUAAUAUACCAAGAGUAAUAAAUGAGUAAAUGAUUUAUUUAAAAUCAUACUACAUAGAGGAUUAAAGAUGACAAUUCAGGGAAUAGGUUUUGUGAUCAGUGAGCAGAACUUGAGCCAUUAGCAUCUGAGCCAUUAGCUUCUAAGUCCCCCUGAAGUCAUGUGGCUUAUUCCUAGGUAAGUUCACCCUAAAGCUCACUGUACACACACACUACGUAUUGAAAACAUACAUUUACUACAUACUUCACAACAUAAUGCCUCUUAAUGCUACCAGUUUGAUUCUUUUACAGACAAGUGUAAAGACUAACUGAUGUAAUAAAUGCGACAUGGUGGUGGUUUGCUAAAUUUACAUGCAUCUCCAGAGCAAAUGUCAUGUAGAAGUUCUGGGACCAUUUAAAGAGUAAAAUAAAAUAAUCUGUAUUCCAUGUGACCUGAAACAUACAGGAAAAUCUAUUACUUUUGAGGGGUUUUUUUUAAUUAUUACUUUAGUUUGUAUAUAUCUUAAUUAUGUGCAAUUUAACUAAUCAAAUAUAUAAAUUUCAUUAGUAGCCAGUAAAUUUGUUAUUUGAUAUGGCAGACUCUUUUAUCGUGUUUCACUUUAAUCAAGAAAGGUAACACCUGUGGUUUAUUCACAAAAGCUUCUUUUGUCAGAUGAAUACCCACAGGCAAUGAAGCAAUUACAUUUGUUCCUUGUACCACUUCGACCUCCCUAGGAAUAGAUGAGAACUUUUUGGCUUUCAUUCUUUUGUCCAACAGCAUGUCUAGCUUUUGUCAUUGAAGGAAGCCGCUGAAAUGUAAGGUAACAGAGAAACAAAAUAAGAUUCUUUUUAAACUCAGAGCUCUGAUAUCCUUGGUGGUGGAGUCCCUGCAUCCUUCGCGGUGUUAAAAUGCACUGGGCCACCCUUUGAAGAGGAAAGAGCGGUGAACACUUUUUGAAAAAAAACAAUAAUUAGAAAGCAAAUGUUCGAUUUUCCUACUUAAAAUUAAAAUGCUAAGACAUAAAUCAGCAAUAGUUCUUUGUGGAGCUUUGUAAUUUUGGGUAUAUUCAGUAAGUUAGAAUAUAUGCCUAGUUUUUUCCUAGCGUUGUUCCAAGGAGCAGACAACAAAAUACAAAACAUUUGAAGUAUCAAAUUAAAGCAAAAGAAAACAGUAAGAUAGUCACUAAGUGUAUUGGUAGCCACAAAACAUAUUGGUAGUCACUAAAAAUUUCCUAGGAAGGGCAGCAAGUUGUUUUCAGUGACUAAGAUGGUCAGGAAGCCGUGGCAGCUAAGUUGUAAGUCCUUGUCUGUCAUCUUUAGGAUAUGAAAAUUUCUGCAAUGUGUUGCUCCAUGUGUUAACUCGCCCACUUACCAGCUUUGCUUCAGUUUCCAGGAAGGGUAUUGUGGCAGUUGGAAGUAGCCCCAGCAUGGGCUUCCACCACAUGGUACAGAGCUUCUGACAUUACUGGAGCAAAACAGGAGAGGGUACUCCAGGAGUGGGCAGCCUGUGGCCUCCAGAAGUUGUUAAGCCACAACUAUAACUUCAUCCUUGGUCGUUGGUCAUGUUGGCUGGGGCUGACAGGAGUUGAGAGUCCAAAGACACUUGAAAGGCCCAUAGGAUAGUCUCCCCUGCUCUUAGGUUAAUGUCAGAAGAGGUGCACAGGAUAGCCAGUGGCUUUACAUGGCUGGGCUGCUAAUAAAUUAUCAAGUGUGCCCAUCACAUAGUUCUCAUCUCUCCCUAGAGAGGUCAAAGUGUCUCUUACGUGGUCGUAAUCUAGAGAUUAUGUGAUCUUGUACUUACAAAUGGAGCUUUCUUUAGUAGCAGUUCCUAGAUGACUUGGCUGUGCAAGCUUCCAUGCUUUCCCCACCCAACUCUCCCAUCUCUGCCCUGACCUUCGCAUAUAAAAAGUAGGGGCCGCAUUUGGGCAAUCGUAUUGCGGCUUAAUAAUCCAGCCUUGCCAGAGAAAGCAAAGCAAGGUUUGUUGGGCAGCCCUCUAGGCUUCUGUCUGGCCACACCCACCACAGACCACAGCCCUUUUUAGCCCAGCUCUGUGGUCUCCUCAAAUGCUUUUGCCUAGCUGGAAUGGGUCUUUGAAUGUGAUAAUGCCUCUUGUCUGACUGAAGAAAUGGAGGUGAGGGAGGAGUGCGCAGAAACUUCAGACUUUUGUAUGGUUGGAGGAUAGCAUGCUGUGCAAAGUCAGGUGUCACACCAUGCCCACUUUUGCCUUUGCCACCACUUUAAUGCACCCUGUUUGGAAGUUCACCCGUCACAUUCCCCAUCCCUGUUCUGGACCAAGACAUAGAAUCACAGAAUUGUAGAGCUGGAAGGGACCUUGAGGCUCAUCUAGUCUGCAAUUGCAGGAAUCUAAAGCAUCCAUGAUGGUGGUUGUCUGUAUCUUCAUUAUUAAGGAUGGUAUUCAACUAAGGUUUACUCAUUAGACCAGGCAUAGGCAAACUCGGCCUUCCAGAUGUUUUGGGACUACAACUCCCAUCAUCCCUAGCUAACAGGCCCAGUGGUCAGGGAUGAUGGGAGUUGUAGUCCCAAAACAUCUGGAGGGCUGAGUUUGCCUAUGCCUGCAUUAGACCCAUUGGAAUUAAUGAACAUUAUGAAGUUAGGUCCAUUCAUUUCUGUGAGUCUACUCUGUGUAAAACGUAGUUGAAUAUUUACCUAACCAAUUGUUUUUAAGUGCAUUGACUUUGGGCCUGCUUGACCUCAAGGGUCUUACUCAGUGUCUAGGAGACAAAACCUAUUCAAAUAAACAGAUUUCCUGGUUCACACAUUAUCUUCUCAUUGUGGUGAGAGAAUGAGACUGAAACUUGCUUCUGCUCCCAGCUUGAAUAGAAUUCAGGGCCAAAUAUUGUCCGAACAAGCCCUUUGUCAAUUCCAGGUAUGUUAGUGUUGAAGUUAAUAAGGCCACUCUUACUGCCUGGCUGUAGAAAUGUGAUAGAAUAGAGUUAGCUAGUCAUAGAUUAAACAUUAAGAUUAUUACCUUUUCAAAAAGAUUUAAGCAACCCAAAGGCUGGAUCUAAGUGUGAGGAACAUGUUGGCUGUGACAGUUAAAUAAAUUUAGAGUGCAAUCCUAUGACUCUUUACUCAGAAGUAACUGUCUUCAGCAGGGCUUACCUGCUAUUAAGUGUGCUUCUCAAACUAAAAUAUUUAGCUGUUUUAGUAUAUGAAUGUCAAAAUCCUUGCAUGGUGUAUUUUGAGUUUUGUCCUGUAUGUUUUGGAUAAAUGUGUACAAUUCUGAAAUGUUUUCCAGUUACUAAUGCAGUUGUGCUACUGCUUCUCAGUUAUCACAGAGCCAGUUUAAAGCUGGACCUAUGGCAUGCAAUAUAAUAGCUCAUGCACAGUCCAUAUAGACAGUAAAAGGUCUCUGUCAUAUGAUAAGGUCACCAUCAUUAAUUUUCAAAUUAUAAGGAGAGACUUGCCAGUUUGUGAUGGUCAUUAUUGCAAUAUUAUGUGUUGUGGAUCCUGCCUGCACAUAGGCUGAACUGUGAUCUUAAUUAGAACUUUGACAAGCCCUCUCUGAUAAAAUGAUGAGAUUAUUCGUAAUUGAUGUCACAAUCAAUUACCAUUUAGUUCAUCACAAGCUUACUAACAGGUCUAGCCUUAGUGCUGGCCCCAGGAUGUUGAUGAGUGUGUGGCUGCCCUGUUCAUGCUGUUACUGCGACAGCAGGGCAGAUUUUCAGUCAACAUCCUAAUGACCUCUUUUGAAGUCUAUUAAAUUAAUGACCCUGUCACAUUGGCCUAACCUCUUACAUCUUCAUUUGGAAGGUUUUUUUGUGUUACAAACUAGUGUUUUUGGAGCACGUGAAAGAACAGAUACUUCGGGGGGGGGGUCUCUCUCCCAUAUCUAUGUCUGUUUUAAAGAAGUGUAACAUUAUUAAUUCAUUGCAUGUGUGUGCUGAAGGAUAAAAUUAGAUUGUAUUGGUGGGAAAAAAUUGUAUUUUCUUUCCACUAUAUAUUUGUUAUUUAAUUUUGAUCUUUCUCAGGUACCUAAAGGACAUGUUUGGUUAGAAGGUGAUAAUCUCAGGAAUUCUACAGAUUCCAGGUGUUACGGUCCUGUUCCAUAUGGGUUGAUAAAAGGACGCAUUUGCUUGAAGGUAUACUCCUGCAAUCUAAAAUGUGUUAAUUUGACAGUUUUUAUAAGUCUUGAGGCCCUGAACUACCACGAUGAGACAUUUUCAUUAUCUAGUGAAGCACAGGGACCAGGGUGUUAAAAUGUUAUAGGAGAGCAUGAUCUCCUCAAAUGACUACUGCAUUUAAAGAUGCAUAAAGCAUUAGCCAACCGAGUCUGAAACCCACCCAUGUAACAACAAUGCAAACAUAAAAUCUGUUUUACUUUAAGUUGCUGUGCCCCUUUUUAUGGGCGGUAUAUGGAAAUGUAACAUUAGAAAGGAGUUACGUUUCUGUUCUCCAGGCUCUUCUCAAAACACAUCGAAUAUAUAAGAAAUGUUCUAUGCUGCUCAAAAUAUUGACUUGGACCCAACAAGCAAUGCACAAAAUGGGGUGUUCCAAGCUCUAUGUGGCAGAUCCUCCUGAAAAAUUGGAACCAGUUGUCAGGGGACCUUACAGAACUGCAUGUGGCAGGUGUAAGUGGAAUGCCUUUCCACUUCCACAAGCAGACACUUGCAUGACUCCCAAUACAGAUCCUUGAUGGAUCCCACUGCUUUUAAUCGUCCAUUUAUUCCUCUCUUCCCAACUUCUCUUAACCCAGUUAUUGAUUCAUAAGAGGACCCGCACUCUAAUUUCUUGCCAGCUAACUUGACUCAGCAUCCCUAGAUGAAAGACUUUAAUGUUCCUGGAUAUUUUUUUUAAAAAAACAACCUUUUAUCUACUGGAUCAAUAUUUACAUGCUGCCCAGUCUUAAAAUAUUCUAAGCAUAGUUUGUUCUUCUAUUUACUUAAUAACUCUUAUCUUUAAAAAACGCUUUCCAUCAGUUACCUAGAUAAGCUAGGUGAACAUGUUUUGAAUUUGUGUUAGAUCCCCUUUUUUAAAAAUGGUGUUAUGCUGGCAAUCCUCUAAAGCUCCUAUAAGAAGACAAAUCUUAGGGAGGUUUAGAAUUAGCCCUACCGUUAAAGUAGGCACCUGACUUGGGUGUCAUGAAAAGCUAGUAAUAUAUUGCUAUUUUAUUUCUACGCUAGAGUCACUUGUGGUGUUUUUUGCCUUAACUACCAAACAAAACUUUGGACUUGAAUAAUUUUAGAGGAGGAGCCCCAUUUAGUGCUUUGCUUCAGGAAGUAAAAUGUAUUGGGUUGGCCUUCAUAGUACUGUAUUGCAUAUUUUUGUUGGAAGCGCAGCAGCUUUCGAGUUCCUUAACAACUCAUGAGUAUAUUACUAUCUGGAUCAUCAAGUUGUUGUUGUUUUGUUGUUAUUUAUUAAAUUUGUAUGCCGCCCUAUACCCACAGGUCUCAGGCAGUUCACAGGAUAAAAUCAUGAUAUAAAAACACAAAACACAUAAUCAAAAUAUAAACAAAAACAGAUCCCAACACAUUUUAAAAGGACAUUGGAUGUGAAUCAGCCCAAGUCCUGGUUAAAGAGGAACUUUUUGCCUGGCGCCUAAAGGUGUACAGUGAAGGCGCCAGGUGAACUUCCCUGGGGAGAGCAUUCCACAGACAGGGAGCCACUGCAGAGAAGGCCCAUUCUCAUGUUGCCACUCUCCAGAUCUCUCGUGCAGGCAGCACAUGAAGUAGGGCCUCAGAAGAUGAUCUCAGGGUCUGGGUAGGUUCAUAUGGAAAUAGGUGGUCCUUGAGGUAUUGCGGUCCUGAGCCGUUUAAAGCUUUAUAGGUCAAAACCUUUUCAACUGCAUUUUGUUAGUUAGCAUCUCUAGUUACCUCUAUUUGACUAAAUUCCUGCCUCAGCCACACCUCAUAGAAUCAUAGAAUCAUAGAGUUGGAAGAGACCACAAGGGCCAUCGAGUCCAACCCCCUGCCAAGCAGGAAACACCAUCAGAGCACUCCUGACAUAUGGUUGUCAAGCCUCUGCUUAAAGACCUCCAAAGAAGGAGACUCCACCACACUCCUUGGCAGCAAAUUCCACUGUCGAACAGCUCUUACUGUCAGGAAGUUCUUCCUAAUGUUUAGGUGGAAUCUUCUUUCUUGUAGUUUGGAUCCAUUGCUCCGUGUCCGCUUCUCUGGAGCAGCAGAAAACAACCUUUGUGACAUCCUUUUAUAUAUUUGAACAUGGCUAUCAUAUCACCCCUUAACCUCCUCUUCUUCAGGCUAAACAUGCCCAGCUCCCUUAGCCGUUCCUCAUAAGGCAUCGUUUCCAGGCCUUUGACCAUUUUGGUUGCCCUCCUCUGGACACGUUCCAGUUUGUCAGUGUCCUUCUUGAACUGUGGUGCCCAGAACUGGACACAGUACUCCAGGUGAGGUCUGACCAGAGCAGAAUACAGUGGCACUAUUACUUCCCUUGAUCUAGAUGCUAUACUCCUAUUGAUGCAGCCCAGAAUUGCAUUGGCUUUUUUAGCUGCCGCGUCACCUCAACUAACUGUUGGAGGUAGAAUACCUGGCUUUCAGAGGAAUGCCUAUGACCUAAGCCAGGCUUCCUCAAACUCGGCCCUCCAGAUGUUUUUGGCCUACAACUCGCAUGAUCCCUAGCUAGCAGGACCAGUGGUCAAGGAUGAUGGGAAUUGUAGUCUCAAAACAUCUGGAGGGCCGAGUUUGAGGAAGCCUGACCUAAGCACAUCACUUGCAACAUAGGCCAAUCACAUCUGAUACUAAUGAAAAUUAUUCAAAGCCAACUCCUCCAACCUGGAUUGGUGAGACAGAAGUCAUAACUCAGUGCAUCUAUAAUGCAGUUUCCUUGCUUCUGGUACUACGUGACCAUCUUUAAAUGGGGGGAAAAUCUCUUCCAUAUCGCAAUAGUUAUAAGGACCAAAGUUAUGGAUAUACAUAUUGGUAAAAUUCUGCUUUCAGCAGUCACAGUUUAUUCCUCUUUAACACUUGAACUGAGAAAAGGGUGAAAUAAGAGACAAGGAAGAAGCAGAAGAAGAAAAAAGAUGGCUGCUCUAUAUCUUAAGUAAUUUAUUCAUUUUAUUUUUACAGCUCUGGCCUCCGACUGAUUUUGGAUUCCUACGUGCAAGUCCCAACAGUCACAGAAUUUGGAAUGACUAA
Podarcis lilfordi (Lilford's wall lizard) is the source of this 31610-nucleotide messenger RNA. Lineage: Eukaryota; Metazoa; Chordata; Lepidosauria; Squamata; Lacertidae. The record is from the annotation of a GenBank genome assembly.